UUGGAUGAGUCCAGUAAACGAUGGGCGGGAUCAAUACCGUUUAAGUUAGGGCUUCAGGUAUUUUAUGCUCCUUCUCCUUCCUUCAAGACCCUGAGCCGCAGCAUCUCGGGCGCCGGAAGUUGGAGGUAGAAAGCUAACGCGGCGUCGGCAUACCGUAUAAUCAUGGUGAAGCACAAUAAUGUAGUGCCAAAUGGUCACUUCAAAAAGCAUUGGCAAAACUAUGUGAGGACCUGGUUCAACCAGCCUGCACGAAAGACCAGAAGACGUGUUGCUAGACAGAAGAAGGCUUUGAAAAUCUUCCCUCGCCCAACAUCUGGUCCCCUCCGCCCAGUUGUUCGGUGCCAGACUCUGAAGUACAAUAUGAAACCAAGAGCUGGUAGAGGCUUUACUCUCGAGGAACUCAAGGCUGCAGGAAUUCCCAAGAAGCUUGCACCCACAAUUGGCAUUGCAGUUGAUCACCGUAGGAAGAACCGCUCCUUGGAAGGUCUCCAGGCCAAUGUGCAAAGGCUGAAGACAUACAAAGCUAAGCUAGUCAUUUUCCCAAGACGUGCAAGGCAAUUUAAGGCUGGUGAUUCCACUCCCGAAGAGCUUGCUACGGCCACCCAGGUGAAGGGUGACUAUAUGCCUUUUGUGCUUGACAAGCCUUCAGUUGAGAUUGUGAAAGUCACAGAUGAGAUGAAGGCUUUCAAGGCUUAUGGAAAACUUCGUGUUGAGAGAAUGAAUGCUAGGCAGGUUGGUGCCAGGUUGAAGAAGGCUGCAGAGGCUGAGAAGGAAGAGAAAAAGUGAAAACCCUGAUGCAAUCCAUGACCAAUUAGCCGAAGAGAGAAUCUGUUUGCUUUUUGUCACUUGUCAGUUUUUUUUUUAUUUUAAAAAAGAUUUGACGGUUGCUUUCAAAUGUUGGGACUAACGGUUCCUCUAGAAUCUCUAGAUGUACCACUUUGCUACUUAAUUUCAUCAUGCUUUCAACUUCAUCUA
Molecule: messenger RNA, 975 nt
Organism: Dendrobium catenatum
Lineage: Eukaryota; Viridiplantae; Streptophyta; Magnoliopsida; Asparagales; Orchidaceae
Product: 60S ribosomal protein L13-1-like
Exons: 5
Coding region: 163-786 (207 amino acids)
Biological process (GO): translation
Cellular component (GO): cytosolic large ribosomal subunit; ribosome
Molecular function (GO): structural constituent of ribosome; RNA binding
Source: RefSeq, a predicted model, not a curated record